Hyaloperonospora brassicae is the source of this 729-nucleotide messenger RNA. The record is from the annotation of a GenBank genome assembly. Lineage: Eukaryota; Oomycota; Peronosporomycetes; Peronosporales; Peronosporaceae.
AUGCUGCUCGCACGUCUGCGGACAACAACAACGGUGGCCGUGACCCGCAGCUGCUUCCAGCCGCGCCCGUUUGCCCACAUGCUCAGCACUGCGGCGACAAAUGCGUUGGACGAGACGCCGACCGCGCGCCGCGAUAUUGUACUCGAUGGGUUUGCCAAGCGCCAAUUCGACGAAAAGACGUACUCGGGGACUCAGAUCGACUUUGACAAAGAGGACUUUAUCCAGCGCGUGAACGAGGUGUACGAAGCCAACUCGAAGCAGCUGGUGGACGGCUACGCGCCGUUUUGCAAGCACCUGUUUAUCGAGAACUUUACGGGCGCUCGUCUCAACAUUGUGCCCAUUACGCAGGCCAAUGCAUCUAUGCUCAUGUCGGACUACGAGGCCCGCACAGAGUACGAGCUGCCAGUAUUGAGCCGUUGGUUCCCGAGCCACAGUGUGACUCCGAGGGUGGCCGAGUACUUGGACAUUAUCCUGUACAGUCGCGAACAGAUUGUCAAGGAGAACGAGGCGGUGGAGGUGCAGGCCGAUCCAUCGCACAGCGAUUCCAAGUGGGGCAUUGUGUCCAUCAAGGCCCAAGACGUCGACUACGAGCUGCCGAUGAAGCCCAUUACCAUGAUGCGGAAUGCCAUCGGGAAGGCGCAAGGUGGCUCGGGUGUCCCCAUCGACCGCGACGCCUACAUGAAGGCGGUCGAGUACUGGAAGACUCACGCUGUGAUCAAGAAGAUGUAG